AUGGCUAAAAAUCUUCUAGGAUACAAAUUGCCAUCCCAAGAAUUCAGAAUUUGGCCGGCCAAAAAGGAAAGAUCUCCUCAUAAUCCUCAAAGUCUCGUAAAACACCGCACCCUUAAACCCACCGAUUCCGAUUCCGAUUUCGAUUCCAUUAAAACAACACAAUCAUCUCUGCCAUAUCUUCACCUCUCACCUCUCAUACCGUAA
This is a messenger RNA of Sclerotinia sclerotiorum 1980 UF-70, 204 nucleotides long. RefSeq lists its product with no specific name. NCBI's taxonomy places the organism in Eukaryota, Fungi, Ascomycota, Leotiomycetes, Helotiales, Sclerotiniaceae. The record is from RefSeq and is a predicted model, not a curated record. The transcript is spliced from 2 exons. Bases 1 to 204 code for a protein of 67 amino acids.